Molecule: messenger RNA, 1604 nt
Organism: Metopolophium dirhodum (rose-grain aphid)
Lineage: Eukaryota; Metazoa; Arthropoda; Insecta; Hemiptera; Aphididae
Gene: Snup
Product: snurportin-1
Exons: 8
Coding region: 261-1292 (343 amino acids)
Biological process (GO): snRNA import into nucleus; protein import into nucleus
Cellular component (GO): cytoplasm; nucleus
Molecular function (GO): nuclear import signal receptor activity
Source: RefSeq, a predicted model, not a curated record
UAAUAGCCGCGGUUUGGUUUGAACACAAAAUAAUAUUAUGUCAGAUAAUAUAGGUAUUACUAUAAAGUUUUAUUUCACAGUGGAUUUCAACUAGUUAGUGGUUUUAACUAGUAUAUAGUUAAUAGUUCUAUGGUUUUUUCUAAUAGUAAAAAGUGACCUAUAAUUUUAAAUAUUAUUGAAAUUGACUAUUUGAAUUGAGUUUCGACAUAACUCAAAUUGUUAUUAUUACUGUUAAUUAUCAAUUCUAAGAUUAAUUUAAAAUGGAACAUAGAUUUUCUACAUAUGAAACUAUUGGUGCAAAAGCAUGCCCUGUUUACAUUAAAUUGAAAUUUCAACAAGUUAAGAGAAGACAAGAAACUUUAGAAAUACAAAAACAAAAACGUGAUCAACAAAUUAAUGAAAGAAGAAAUAUUAAAAAUGAUGCUGAUAAUACUUUUAUGGAAAUUGAUGAAAGAAAAAAUGAAACUGUGGUGCCAAGUAAUGAAGCAUAUGAACUUGCAACUUCUAUGAUGUAUUCAGAAUGGAUGCUUGAAGUACCUGAAGACAUUGAUAGUUGGAUUGCAGUGUUAUGUCCAGAAGGAAAACGAUGUUGUGUUAUUGCUCAAGAUAACAAAACAAAAACAGUUAACAAAUUUGGAACUACACUCAAUUAUUAUUCAUCAUUAUUUCCUUAUGGAUGCCGUGCAUCAUAUAAUUGUCCAUCUCAUCGUAAACGUACUGUUUUAGACUGUGUAUAUAGUUUCAAGUUAAAAAAAUAUUACAUUUUGGACAUCAUUGAGUGGAUGGGUGUGCCAUAUACAGAUUUUGAUGCUGAAUUCAGAUUUUACUUUAUACAAAGUAAACUUAGUGAAAUACCGGGUAUCAAUGAAAAAUCAGCAACAAAUUUUUAUCCAUUUGAACUGGCCCCACGGAUGGUUACUAGAGACUUGUAUCAGCACAUUUUUGAAAAAAGUCAAUUUUUCCACGAUCAUAUUGAUUUAGAUGGUAUUAACUUUUACUAUCCAGAAAGUUUGUACACCCCAGGUGAAUCACCAUUAGUACUUUGGCUGAAACCAUUCAUGAUACCUGAUGUCUUACAAAAACCUGUCAAUGAUCAUUUAGUACAAUUAAAUAGACCGCCCGAUUAUGUUAACAUAUUCGAGUACAGUCAAAGUUUAAAAAAGAAAAAUAGAAGAUUUAAGAAGAAAAAGAAUUGUACUUCUAAUUGUGAUAAAAUGGAAGUAGAAAAUUUGGUUGAGGUAGAAAUGGACAAAGAUCCUAUUAUUGACAACGCAAUUUGUAUGGAAAACUAACAUUGAAAAAUUCCAGCCAAAUUGAUAUGACGUUUUGCAUGUAUAAGAAUUGUUAUUAAUUUAUUAUAGAAAAUAAAAAUAAUAAAGAAACCUAUUUGAUAUUUAAAAAUUGUUUACAUUAUUUUAUUUACAAACCAAAAUAAAUGUAUAAAAUAUAUCCUGUCAUUGAUAAUGAAAUUUGUAUGGAAAACUAACAUUGAUUUUGUCACAAAUUCCAGCCAAUAUAAUGUGAUCUUAUGCAUGUUUAAGAAUUGUUAUUAAUUUAUUAUAUAAAAUAAAUGUAAUAAAGAAAUUACUAUUUGAUGAUUAAAA